Cheilinus undulatus (humphead wrasse) is the source of this 1220-nucleotide messenger RNA. RefSeq names its product C3a anaphylatoxin chemotactic receptor. Gene Ontology annotation, cellular component: plasma membrane. Gene Ontology annotation, biological process: phospholipase C-activating G protein-coupled receptor signaling pathway; inflammatory response; complement receptor mediated signaling pathway. The record is from RefSeq and is a predicted model, not a curated record. Lineage: Eukaryota; Metazoa; Chordata; Actinopteri; Labriformes; Labridae. The transcript is spliced from 3 exons. Gene Ontology annotation, molecular function: G protein-coupled receptor activity; complement component C5a receptor activity. The coding region runs from base 150 to 1220 and encodes 356 amino acids.
ACCAAACACAGGAAAGAGAAAGAGAGAGUGAGUGAGAGAGAGAUUGUUCUAAAAUAUAACAUCUAGCAGGCACUCCUAUUCUCUUUAUCUCCUGCUCUAUUUCUCCCACACACGAGGCAAAUAAAAAGGCCAUUGCUGAUGUCAUUGCCAUGGCUGAUAUAAAUACAACACAGAUUUCUGUCCGCUCUGGGAACCCGCUGACAACUGGCCACUCUUGGCAGUAUGAGGCAGAGAGGGGGACACAAAUGGUUGUUACUCUGCUCAUCUUUUUGGUGGGCGUACCUCUGAAUGGACUGGUGGUUUGGUCACUUGGACUGCGAAGUAAUCGCCACCUGUUUCGCAGAGGCAGCAAUGAUGAAACACGUGCUGCCAACAGUUUCCGAAUCUACGUGAUUCACUUGGCCUUUGCUGACCUGGUGCUGCUCCUGCGUACCCCUCUCAUGUUGGGCUAUUUGGCCCGCAACUACAGCUGGCCUUUUGGCCAUGGUUUCUGCCAGCUGAUCAUGUUCCUGCGAGGCCUGGGGUUAUAUGCCUCCGCUUUCCUCCUCUGUGCAGUGGCCCUGGAGCGAUGCCUGUGUCUGUUGAAGCCUGUGUGGGCUCGAUUGCGUCGCCCUGCCUGGGCUGUUCCUCUGGCCUGUGCUAUCCUGUGGCUGAUUGCUGUCGUCUUGUCUGCCCCUUACUUUUAUAGUGCCAACCUAUGGGAUAGAAACGGGACAUACCACUGUGUGGAGAGUUUAGGAUUCAACAUGGGGCUGUUCCUUGCAGAAACGGUUGCUGGUUUUAUCUUGCCAUUGCUGGUGUUCUUAGGGAGUAACCUGGCUGUAUUGCUCACCGUUCGGAAGGCACUGCCACCGACGCCAACUUCUUCAACCCCUUCACUUGCCCGCAGGAUGACCAGGAUGUAUCACGUGAUGUUUUUGACCAUGCUUCUCUUCCUCACCUGCUGGGUGCCCUAUUUUGUUUGUCGGUUUCUGCAGUCUUUGGCCAACGGAGACAGUGAUCAGGUUACAAGAGCACGUCGUGGUGCAUACAUUUCUCUGUUCCUGGUGUACUUCAAGAGUGCUCUCAACCCGGUGCUGUAUGUGUUCGCCGCCCGAGGCUUGGGCCGGGCCAUCAAAGCUUCACUGGUCUCCACAAUUGAACGGCUUUUCAAUGAUGACUCCAUGGAGUCCAUACGCCGAAAGUCAAUUAAGAACUCACUCAAGAAUUCACAGAUAUAG